Neurospora tetraspora is the source of this 675-nucleotide messenger RNA. RefSeq lists its product as uncharacterized. The record is from RefSeq and is a predicted model, not a curated record. NCBI's taxonomy places the organism in Eukaryota, Fungi, Ascomycota, Sordariomycetes, Sordariales, Sordariaceae. The transcript has 2 exons. Bases 1 to 675 code for a protein of 224 amino acids.
AUGUCUUCUCAUUGGAUUGCUGCAGGCACCUUUGACAUCAACGCAAGUGCACCAAAGACCUUCGCCAUUGACACAUGGAAAUUCUUUUACUGUCACAAUGGCCCAUAUACCACAGUUGAAGCCAGAAAUGCUCAUGAUACCGGAAGCACCAACUUACCUCAGCCACUUGCACCUCCGGCCACUCUUCCUACGGAGGAACCACAGCGUCCAGAUAUUGAAACAAUUUGGCAAGAACUACUCGUUCAAGAAGUUUCUGCACCCGCUCAAUCUGCGCAACAUGUCGUACAUCCAACGACUUCAAAUCUUGCACCGGCCCCUGCACCAACCGCAAGAGUCACCAAGGAGGAUUUAAGGGAGGACGUGGAUAUUCUACUAGAGGAGGAGUUCAAGUUCUUGAUCGCCCAGAAUCUGAGCCAAGGUGUCACAGUGGAAAUCAAUCUCGAGGUGACGAAGAAAGUGACGAGGACGGUAACGGCGCGAGUGAUGCGUCAAGUCAAAAAGGCACUGACGGUUGAAAUGAACAACUUUCUCAAGAUGACUGCAGCGAUUAUCAGGGAGGAGAGGGAUAAGGUGGCGGUGAACGUGAAGGUGAAGGAGAAGCUGCAAGGUGGUAGUGUGGGAGGGAACUCGGGGAAUUCGAUGAACUCCAACAACACCGAAGACGCGAGAAUUUGA